This is a messenger RNA of Ostertagia ostertagi, 1428 nucleotides long. The record is from the annotation of a GenBank genome assembly. NCBI's taxonomy places the organism in Eukaryota, Metazoa, Nematoda, Chromadorea, Rhabditida, Trichostrongylidae.
AUGACGACGUAUCCAGUGAUAUUUCGUUGUUCUGAAUGUACAAUAGAAUUGCCAAGCCUUGAACUCUUGGAAAGCCAUAUCUGGAGCAGACACCUGCACAAUUUCCCUUUCAGCUGUGCAGUAUGCAGAUUUCCUGCCAUAGCUCACAGCUCUUUAGUAGCGCAUUUCAAGCAAGCUCAUUCUCCUGGACAGCCUGUGGAGUUCCAACGAAAGAUGAUGGAUGAGGUGCGUUUACGUGAUAUCAUCGCCAACUCGAUCGUGGUUCCAGUAUACGAAGAGGAUGUGAUUUAUGAAUCUGCGCCACCUCAGGAGACACGAGAAGAAAAUCAGCAACGUGAAAUGGAUAUUCAAUCUCUUGACACGCAUUCACGGGAGCCCAAGACUGCGCACGCAGUAGUUCCACAAAGUGAGGAGCAGCCUAUAGAGGUCAUCGAUGUCGGCGAAAACGAGGAGAAUAUGCAGAUGACGGUAGUGAGCGAUGCAAGCCCUUCUGUGGCAAUGCCUCUUCUUGAGCAGGACAUUUCUAUAGAGAACGAGAUGAUCAAUGAUCUCGAUAUGUUUGUUCCAGAGGAGGAGCGCUAUCAAAAGGUAGGGAUGUUCCAAAAUGUCGCUAAUGGCUCAGAUAUCGCUGUUGUUGAAGAUUCGGGAAUGCUUGAUGGACAACAUAUCGCCCGCGGUGCCCAAAUGGUUCACAUUGAUGAAGAUGGUGCGACGUACUUUUAUGAAGGAGAAGAAACUGGAGAAAUUCUUGUAGAUGGAGCUACUUACAACUACCAGAAUAUGAAUAUUGAAGGGAACAGUAUUUUUAUCGAAGAAGCGAUGCCUUCUACGUCAAAAUCCAGCAACGAUUUGCGUAUGCGACUUGCAAAACAGCGCCAUAUUGACUUUGUCGUCAACAAAGUUGCUCGUCGGACAAAUAAUGGACGUACAAGGAGGCCGUUGACCGUCUACGAAUGUGAAGACUGUGGCAAGAUUAUUCGGUAUCCAUCCAAAAUAGAAGAACAUCGCAGAUCUCAUAAUGGCGAGAAACCUCAUCAAUGUCACCAUUGCGGGCAGCGAUUUUCACAGAAAGGAGGACUGACGUGCCAUUUACGAUUGCAUACUGGUGAGCGUCCUUACCAUUGCACAUGGGAUUGUGGAAAAUCAUUUCACUCUAAUUCAGCGCUGAAAAUGCACGAAAGAAGUCAUAAUGGCGAUCGGCCUUAUUCUUGUGAAAUUUGUGGAAAAUUGUUCUCUAAACGGUCCCACUGUCAACGGCACGAGCGAUCUGUCCAUCCUCGAGAAACGGCUCUUCGCGCAGCACAUCAGUUUGGGCUAGCUGCUGCAGGAAAUGACGAAGAUCGACUCCGUGAUGUCGUGAACGGCGUAAUCGAGGAGGUGCGGAUAGAGCGCUCACUUCGAACUGAGCUAAAGGUUGACCUGGAUUAG